This is a messenger RNA of Uranotaenia lowii, 1863 nucleotides long. RefSeq lists its product as uncharacterized. The transcript has a single exon. The record is from RefSeq and is a predicted model, not a curated record. Lineage: Eukaryota; Metazoa; Arthropoda; Insecta; Diptera; Culicidae. The coding region runs from base 1 to 1863 and encodes 620 amino acids. Gene Ontology annotation, biological process: DNA integration. Gene Ontology annotation, molecular function: nucleic acid binding.
AUGAUAGUUAAGUGUUGGCUAUCAUCCCCACCUUCGCGUUGGAAAGAGUUUGUAGCAAACCGAGUCUCCGAGAUCCAACACAUCACGGUCGCUGGAACAUGGAAUCACGUGGCAGGAGUUGAAAACCCGGCAGAUAUAAUUUCCCGAGGCAUGAUUCCAGCACAGUUGCAGUAUCAAUCGCUGUGGUUUCAAGGCCCAUCUUGGUUGAGGCUUGAAGAGAAACACUGGCCUCAGAAUGUGAACGUCGUUGAGGAGUCGUUAGAGAAGUCAUCGUUGGAAGAAAAGGCGAGUACCACGGCUGUAGCACAGGUUGUAGAACCAAGCGAAGUAUUUGGAUGGAGAUCCUCUUACAUAGAGCUAAUGCGCCUUGUGGCAUGGAUGCGACGAUUUCGAUUCAACUCUCAGAUUGCGCAUAGAGAUAUUAAAAGAAGUGGUGCCCUGACUCUCACAGAACUCGAUGAAUCGCUGAAGACGCUUGUACGAAUCGCUCAGGAAGAGAGCUUUCCGAAAGAGUACUGUGAUUUGAAGAACAAUCGUCCGAUUUCACUGUCAUCAAAACUGAUGACAUUGACGCCGGAGAUGGUAGAUGGGUUAAUCCGGAUUGGCGGCCGGCUCCGACAUGCAUCGAUUUCCGAUAACCGAAAGCACCCGUACAUCUUGGAUCAUCGACAUCCGUUUACCGAAAUAGUGAUGACAUACUAUCACCGAAAGUUGUUUCACGCAGGUCAACAGCUUCUCAUUGCUGCAGUUAGAGAUCAAUUCUGGCCAACGCACAUUGGAACCCUUGCUCGCUCUGUGAUCUUCAAAUGUGUCCCUUGCUUCCGCGUGAAACCCAAGAUUCAGGAACAGAUCAUGGCAGAUCUACCAGUUGAACGAGUGACUCAGUGCCCAGUUUUUGAGAGAGUUGGUGUGGAUUACUGUGGGCCAUUUUUCGUAACGUACCCUCAGCGAAAAUGUCGGCCUGUAAAGGUUUUCAUCGCCAUCUACGUUUGCCUUGUGACAAAGGCUGUGCACAUGGAAGUCGCUUCAGAUUUGUCUACGCAAGGUUUCCUCGCCACCUUUCAACGGUUUUGUAGUCGUCGAAGUGCUCCUCGAUUGGUGAUGUGCGACAAUGCGAAGAAUUUUGUUGGAGCAAAACGUGUUCUGGACGAAGUUCACGGGUUGUUCAUCAGCAAGCAGUUCCAAAACACGGUGGUUAAUUACGCAGCAAACCAAGGCAUCGAGUUUCAUUUCAUCCCGGCACGCUCGCCAAAUUUUGGAGGACUUUGGGAAUCUGCAGUGAAGUCGUUUAAAACUUUGCUCAAACGGACAGUUGGACAGCGCUCGCUUGGACACGAGGAAUUCCAGACAAUCGUGGUGAAGAUUGAGGCAGCAUUGAACUCCAGACCAAUCACCGAACUCAGCAAUGAUCCUGAUGAUUUCGAACCGCUCACGCCAGGACAUUUCCUGGUGCAAAAGAAAAUGACUGCUCUCCCUGAACGCGAUUUGAAGGACGUACCGGAGUCGAGACUGAAGGUCUGGCAGAGAAUGGAACAGAUUUCCCAGAAUCUGUGGGCGAAGUGGUCCACUCAGUACCUGUCUAACCUCAACAACCGAACGAAGUGGACUAAGAAGAAGGACAACAUCAAAAUCGGCACCUUGGUCAUACUGAAGGAGGAAAAUUUCCCGCCUCUGCAGUGGCCCAUGGCACGAGUAGUAGACCUCCACCCUGGUUCAGAUGGAAACAUACGCGUUGUCACUGUUCGCACACAGAAUGGCACAUACAAGAGAGGCAUUUCGAAAAUCUGCGUGUUACCUAUCCGUGACAACCUACCAUCGUCAGAAGAGGAGAACCUGGACUCCUCCACCGGCGGAGAUCAAUAG